Dicentrarchus labrax (European seabass) is the source of this 5457-nucleotide messenger RNA. It is a transcript of the gene zcchc24, whose product is annotated as zinc finger, CCHC domain containing 24. The record is from RefSeq and is a predicted model, not a curated record. Lineage: Eukaryota; Metazoa; Chordata; Actinopteri; Moronidae. The transcript has 4 exons. The coding region runs from base 273 to 992 and encodes 239 amino acids. Gene Ontology annotation, molecular function: zinc ion binding; nucleic acid binding.
CUCUCUGCCCCGCUGCAAUAAAGGCAGAUAGCGGACCAUGGGGAGCAGGGGAAAACUUUUUAUACUGACAUGUUAGCGCAAUGACUUUUGAGUAACAUCUAACUGGGACGAGGUUCCCGGCGUGAGGAGGACAGGGCCCCCUUUUACGGGAAGAAAAAAGGAGCACUUGCCAUCUGCCGGGGUUACGGGAACGAAAAGCAAGACGGCAAAAGAGUUGAGACCAGUCCAAGAAUCAGCGGUGGAAAAUCCAGUUUAGCCAUUUGAAUUGAAAGAUGAGCUUGUUGUCUGCCAUAGACACGAGUGCCUCCGUGUACCAGCCUGCGCAACUUCUCAACUGGGUCUAUCUCUCCUUACAAGACCCCCACCAGACCAGCGCUUUUGACGCGUUCAGACCCGAACCCAACUCUUCCCACCCGGAUCUCAAUUUCAGCAAGACUCCCGCAGCGGCGGACUUGAGCUCUUCCCUGAACUCCAACUAUCUCAACAACUUCUUUCAGCUGCAGCGGAAUGAGGCCUUAAACAACAACGUGUAUAAGAAUGUGUCACCCUAUGGCUCCCUGAACAACAUAGUGGAUGGACUCAACUCCCUGACGGACCAUUUCUCAGACCUUUCCCUUUCUUCAGAGCCAAGAAAACCCAACAAGAGACCCCCACCCAACUACUUGUGCCACCUGUGUUUCAACAAGGGCCAUUACAUCAAAGACUGCCCUCAGGCCAGACCCAAAGGUGAAGGGCUGACACCCUACCAGGGGAAGAAGAGAUGCUUUGGAGAGUACAAGUGCCCUAAGUGCAAGAGAAAGUGGAUGAGUGGCAACUCCUGGGCCAACAUGGGACAAGAAUGUAUCAAAUGCCACAUAAACGUCUAUCCACACAAACAGCGCCCGUUAGAGAAGCCGGAUGGCCUGGAUGUUUCUGACCAGAGUAAGGAGCACCCGCAACACCUGUGCGAGAAAUGUAAAGUCCUGGGAUACUACUGCCGCCGUGUGCAAUAAUCAUCUUUAUUCAGAGUCAGAGAGCAACAGUUGUGUCCCAAGUCCUGUUGCUCAUCCUCCAUCAAGGCUGUUAACUUCAUCCCUUGCCUUGCCCUGCCCAGGUUUCCCACAUCCCCGCCCUGCAAGCAACAUGGCGUCCUUUCCUCCUCACGACUUCCCUUCCUCCUCUCAGAAGCCUCACAUAUAGACGGUAGCUCUAACCUUCUCUUCUUUUUGUCCCUCUUCUCAACCACCAGUGGAACACAGAUUUUUAGUUAUUAUGCUUAUUUUUGUUUUAGUGACAGUAUUGAAGAUUACAUCCAGGAAUGAGAGGAACGUGUUAACUUAGGAUCAAUAUUUAUCUCUCAAAGUGCUCUUCAUCAAAAGCAAAAAAAAAUUGCCAACAUCAGUGACUUUUUUAUGCCUCAUGCAGAAACCACAUAACCCCAUUGAUCCAAACUCGAUGUUAAACAACAGCUAAUCGUUGUAUUGAGGAAUUAGCACCAGGCAUAUAUUUCAUUGGUGUCACUGACAGUAUUGGUCUCAAUAGAUUACCUCGCCUAGGGGUUUGUUGGCUUUGUGUUUACAGCCUUCCAUUUCCCUGCCAAGUGUAGUGUGUGGUAAUGUGAUGAACAUUUAACCAAGGCCUCUCAUGACGGUAUAAUGUAUACGAGGCCUCUGAUGUCUUGCCGUAUUAGGGUCAGCAGCACAUCUUAUUAACUGUGAAUUAACCGAGGGACAAUGUGCCAUACAUCCCUAGCUUACAUUUGGCCUAUUUAUUUUCUUGUCGUCUAGUGUGCAAUUUGAAUUUUAACUGGGACAUAAAGAAAUGUCUUUUGUAUGUUUGUAUAUCACAUUAUUGUGUAAUUGCUUCCACGUGUCUUUAGAAACUACUGUAGGUUCAGUUGCGUAGAGUCGCUCCUCGUUUAGAUUUAGUGCGUCACUAACAGAUAAGGUUUCAUUCUCCCUCUGUAGAGUAUUUUUGUCGCCACACAAAUUCACAAUUAUCUUGUGGUAUAGCUUUUAGAUAGGUAAGUUGUGUUCAUUUCGAAACACAAGACUGUCAACUGAGAAGGAGCUGUAGGAAAACAACAGUAGUUUCAGUACCAAUGAUCUUGCCAUCCACAAUGUUUCUUGCCAGUGUUGAAUAUUAUAUUUUUCAAAGCAAUCGAAAAUAUGAACUGCUUUCCAAAAUUUGAUUAGCAUUAUGAAACAGGAUUGUACUGUUCACAUGUAAAGCCUGGUUGGAUUUUAACCACAAAACAGUCAAACUCAAAGGAGAUGUUUGAAAGAGAUUCAGAAAGAUAUUUGAGUUCACAUUUAGUGCCAGUUGAUGCCUCGUAGCCUUAGUGGAGUCAGUGGAGCUAAAUGGAAACUUAUCCAAGGGCUUGCACCCUUCAAAACUAUGUCCAAAGGCUGAUUGCAGUGUAAAGAGAGUCUAGAGAGAGGUGAAGCUUUGGAGAAUGAUUUUUAGGUUGUUUGAGAGAAACAAUAAGAUUUAAUAUAGAAGAAGGUGAUGCUGAAGAUUCAAGGAUAUAUUGAAAGUUAUGAUGAAUUAAGUGUACACUUAUAUUCAUUUUCUGUGAACAUAAGUGCCUACUAUUAUAAACCAAUGUCUUUAAAGAAAGAGAAGUACACAUCCUGUUUACAUAUAUCACUGUGCAGACCUAAAGCACUACAGAAGAAAUUAAUGUAGUUCUAACUUAUAGAAACCUGCCUUAUAAGGAACCUUGUUAUAAGAAUUGUGAACUAUUUUAUAUGUACUGUAUUUCUAGCCUUAUAAAAGCUGGUUGACUAUAUUUUAUACUGUAACAUACUGUAUGUGCCUUAAAAAGAUUCAAAUCAUUCUGAAGUAUCAGGACAUGGAGGCCAUUUGAAAUUGGGAAAAGACAUGUGCAGAGUUGGAGCAGUAAUAUGUGCAUGUGGUAACUGUGAUGCAUAGUAAGUUUAAUGCAGGUUCAAGAUGUGACAAAGGACAAGAAAAUGAUACAGUUCCUCUAUUAGCAGUUUGAACUGGCAUGGUGGGUGUUCGCUUCAAUGCAGUUUGCUGGGUUGGAGGCACAGGCUGAAACAGCAUUUCCAGCUGGCAAUAACAAUCGUACUGUGGUCUGUUGUCAUGGAAUAUCAACAAAGAUGUUAUUUCUUAGUCGAUCCUCACAACAGAACAGAGUCGCACAUGAAACUGUGGACCUCACUCUUUGUUUUUUUUUAAUCUAUUGUCGUUGUGUUUAUCCAAGGAACCCUGGGUUUUGUCAAAAAAUAUACAUGUUCACUUGCCUUAGUGGGAGAGUUUUCAGUGGCCGAUAAUGGUACCGCACACUUUAGGGAAAUUUAGCUAAAUUCCGUCUGUAAACUCAAAGGGGCACUCCAGUGAUUCAGUGUUGCAGUUCCACACAGUGAGAGACUUGCAUGAGACACUAAAGAAUGGUCUUUACUUUUAGUAAUGCAGCUCAAGCUCCAAAAACGCUGGAUCAUUAAUUUCCCAUAAUGCAACUCAAUAACAUCUUUCAGUAGAAUUCCCCAGCCUAUUAAAUGCCACAUCUUUCAAACUCUACAUCAAACGUUUGUAACACUGGCUUUUUGGUAUUUUUCUCAGACUUGACAAACCUCCUCCAGAGCUACAGAAGACAUUAUACAACUGUUUUCACAGUCCGAAAAGUAUUCACUAUCACGGGUAAACUGAACUUCAAGAGUAAAAUUGAUGGAGUGCCCCUUUAAAAGAAGGAAUUGGCUGAUGUGCAUCUAUAUUACCACAAGUUAAAGCUAAGCCGAAUGAAAGAUUCUCCUUUCAGCCUGUUACUGUUGGGAACAAUCCAUUUUUCUUAAUGUUAACAUCAUCUUUCUUUUGCUCCGUGUGAUGACACGAACCUAACAGGUCUUUACAUCUGAACCUUAUUGUGACAUCACACCAUGUGGCUGUAGUGAGAGGAAUAGAUACCAAUGAUGCCUUAUGAACUAACCUCAUACACAGGUAACAGUGUUAUUGUGAUUCAGAGUUCUGGCAGAAGAGAUAUGAGAAAUCCUGUUAGAGAGUUUGAUUCCGCCCAGAGACAUGUUAUGAGGAGGCCAUUUUAAAUGGCAAAUCAAGAGCCAAUGGAAGCAGUUGAUACAAUACAUUUGCAAAAAAAAAAAAAAAGAAAUCUCUGCUUUCAGACGUAAUGUCUUGAAUUACAUAUACUUGACUUUUCUAGUACCUUUGCAGUUCAAAUUUGUUAUUUUCUAUGAAUGAGAUGUGUAUUUUGGAACACUUAAUAGAUGUUGAAAAUUUUAAAGCAAUCUGCAAAAACUCUAGAGUUAUUUCCCUGACAAAGAUAAGACUGUUUUAUGUAUAUAUUUGAUGGCCAUUGUUUUCAAGGAUAGUAGCUCUUUUAAAGUGUUAUGCAAUAUUGAAGCUUUUUUGUGUGAAGAAGGGCCUAUUGCUGAGAAAUAAACAAAGCUGGGAGUUUUUUUCUUUAUGUUUUACAAUAAUCUGAGGGGUUAUCCUGCAGAAAUAUUUAUGGAAAGAUUUUUUACAACACUUUUUGUAUAGAAUAUGCAACAAAGUUACACUAAGAAGGAAAUAUUGAUGUCUACAUAGAAUAUUAUAAAAAAAAAAGCUGGUACAUAAUUAAUACCCUUUCUCAACUAUAAGCCAUUGUAUUUUUGUGUUUUGUUUUAUGAUGUUAUCAGUGUUGAAUAACCCACGUUAUUCACUUUGCUGUGUGUAACUAAUUAUGAGCUGCCAUUUACAUCCAUACAGUCGCAUGUAUUCAUUUUGUAAACAAUAUUAUGAAGAUAUAUUGUGUUAACAUGCAGAAAUCUUUUUUUUUUUUCUUAAUUAGUGACGGAUACUCACCACUGUAUAAGCACAUUAAACUGUGAGAUGUAGUUUGCUUAAAGCAGCAAUGACAAGAAACUAUUAUAAAAUGUUACCGUGUUAUUAGUAGUUUAGGGAGUGUAUACUUUUGUCAAGAAAGCGUGUGUGACAAAGAACUGUUUUAGAGUUUGCAUGUGCAUGCGUUUGGUUUUGAAUGAAAUAUUAUUUUGUGCAAUGUAUUACUUAUUUAAAUUACAGUAGUUUGCUACAGUACAUAUUGUUUUUAACAUUAUCAGCAACUUCUGAUUGUUAUUAGUCCUGAAGUAUUUCAUUUACCGCUAGUGUAGCCUCUACGAAUAAUACAUAUUUACUGAAUGUAAUGUGUUAACACUUAUGUGGUCAAUUUGGAAAGUUGUGUUUGUAUUCUUUACUGUCUGUAUCACUUGAGAUGUUUGUAAUGCAAUAUUGCAAUAAUGUAAUAUUUGAAUUGGACAGAACACAGGCGUGAGGUAGGGAAGACAAUGAUUUUGGGAAACAAGGACAGUCAUGGUUUCGAGAGUAGACCACAGGUCUGUUUUUCAUGUCCAUGAAACGGCAUUCCAAAAUGUGCCUUAUUUGUUAGUUGGGAAAACAUUUUAGUGCUAUAGUGCUGUCGAGAGUUUGAUGAAUAAAAGUCAUAUUGAGUUAGAA